Molecule: messenger RNA, 3355 nt
Organism: Tachysurus fulvidraco (yellow catfish)
Lineage: Eukaryota; Metazoa; Chordata; Actinopteri; Siluriformes; Bagridae
Product: probable G-protein coupled receptor 153
Exons: 6
Coding region: 484-2418 (644 amino acids)
Biological process (GO): G protein-coupled receptor signaling pathway
Cellular component (GO): membrane
Molecular function (GO): G protein-coupled receptor activity
Source: RefSeq, a predicted model, not a curated record
GUUUUAUUUUACGCGUUUCUCCGUGUAUUCCGUUUAUCCAACUCUCUGGACAUACUGAUAACAACACGACACCCUGGAGGAGAUUUCUAGUAUAUCGACGGAUUUUUAUUCAAGUGUAAUCAUUUUUUUGUUCCUCUUCCUGCUCCUUCCCUCUGGCUGCCAUUUAACUCCCCUACAUCUCCCAUUUUGCCCUUUAGGAUUGCCUAGAGCUCUGGCUUGGAUCAGUUUUCCUGCUUCUGCUGGUCCCAUUGUUGUUCCUGUUCCUCUUCAUUCUCCUCCUCUUCCUGGCCCUAGAAUCCUCCACCGGUCAAAAUGCCUACGACCUACUCUAUCCGUUACAUGCAAGAGAAGUUCCACCUUCUCCUGUAGUAAUGCCCACUCUGGCCCAGUGCCAGUCUCCACCCGCUGCCCUACCCACUGUUCCUCCUCUUGCCAUCCCACCCCUUGCCAUUGCCACUGUUGCCAUCUGCAGGCUCCUGCACCAUGAAUGAUGAGGUCAUCAGCACCAAUGCACUGGCCUGGCUGGUCUGCUCCGGGGUGUCUAUCCUGGCGAACGCCUGGGGCAUCCUGAGUGUGAGUGCAAAGCAGAAGAAGUGGAAGCCUCUGGAGUUCCUGAUCUGCACACUAGCCGGCACACAUAUCCUCAACAUGGGUAUCCCUAUCACCAUGUACUGCGUCAUCCAGCUGCGCCGCCAGCACUCCAGCUAUGAGUGGAACGAAGGCCUCUGCAAGGUCUUUGUCUCCACCUUCUACACACUUACUCUGGUCACCUGCUUCUCCGUCACAUCGCUUUCCUACCACCGCAUGUGGAUGGUACGCUGGCCUGUCAAUUACAGGCUGAGCAACACUAAGAAGCAGGCUGUGCACACAGUGAUGGGUAUCUGGAUGGUUUCUUUCAUCCUGUCCACACUGCCGGCUGUGGGUUGGCACGACACCAGCGAGCGAUUCUACGCCCACGACUGUCGCUUUAUUGUGACUGAAAUCGGCCUAGGCUUUGGAGUCUGCUUCCUGUUGCUGAUCAGCGGCAGCGUAACCAUGGGAGUCAUCUGCAUCGGCAUUGCUCUCUUCCAGACGUUCUCCAUGCAAACAGGCCACAGCACUGACAAGAACAAGUUCAACGUGCCCACAAUCGUAGUCGAAGACGCGCAGGGUAAGCGUCGCUCGUCCAUCGACGGCUCUGAACCAAUCAAGACAUCGCUGCAAAUCACAUACCUGAUCAGUGGCAUCGUGUUCAUCUAUGACUUCCUGACUGGAUUUCCCAUUCUGGUGGUGAGCUUUGCCAGUCUGAAGUAUGACCAUUCCUACAGCUGGAUGGUCCUGUGUGUGCUGUGGUGCUCCAUAGCCCAGUCCAUCCUCCUCCCAAUGUUCCUGUGGGCCUGUGACCGCUACCGUGCAGACGUCAAGGUGGUCUGGGAGAAAUGUGUGGCUAUUAUGUCCAACGACGAGGUGGACGAAGAAAACAGCCAGGAUGGAGGCAUUCAUCCGGACUUAAUAUAUGACAGACCUUAUGACUAUAGCUCUGCAGCUGAUAUCAUGACGGUAGACCGUAUUGCCAAGUACGAAUUCUCAACCUUAGAAAGGGGGGUCCCCCAGUGUUAUCCAUUGAGGGAGCCUCAGGAAGAUAAAAUGCACUAUUUGCAGGUGCCCCCUACAAGAAGAUACUCCCACGACGAAACCGACAUGUGGACAACAGGGCAGAUUCCUUCCUACCUGCAUCGCUGGGGCUCCACCGAGGACAUGAUGGGUGUCCCACGUUACACCUCAAACCGCCACGAGAGGCGGCGCAGCAGCCUGGUCUCGUACCACGAGGAGAGCAUCCGCCAUCAACACGCACGUAGGAGCUCUGACGGGACACGCUCUCUCCCUCGACCCCAGCGCUCCGAGGACAAUUUGGGCUGCUUCAGUCGUGACGAGGUGAUCAAUUUUAUCGAUGAAACACCUCUGGCCAGCCCAAUUAGGAGCCCCCGCCGUGCGUCGGCACUCUCGUUAGUUUCCGCCACUCAAGAGCAUCAGAUUAUCCUGCUACCACAUUUCCCGCUCACACAUUUCGAGCGGGAGCCUCAGGCCCUGCGACGUGCUAUGGAACACAAGGGCUCACGCACUGAACUGCACCAGAGCUCACCAAGAAAGGACAGUAACAGCAGGGGGAGAGCAGUAGAAGUGGGUCUGAGCGAAUGUGGGUCUGAUAAAGGGUGCCGAGAGCAGCGGCGGGACAGAAAACGUGCUUCUGAACUAAUUUUAACAGGCCAGAGCGUGUGGACAGCAGCACACUCAUCACUCAGGGGAAAAUCAGGACAAGGGGAAGGGAAUGUGACUAAGAGCGAAAUCCAGGGGAGCAUGAACAGUUUCAGAAACUCACAAUCACCGUCGUCAAGAUAUUCCGCAUUUCAUUCGGGUUCCAUCAGAUCGACAAACUAAGAUCCUGAAGCUAUUAUUAUUAUUAUUAUUAUUAUUGUUAUUAUUAUUAUUAUUAUUAUUAUUAUUAUUAUUAUUAUACGUCGUACACACAUCUCUUAUUAUUGAUAUGAGUAUUCUUGUUAUACAUAUUCAAGUGGAAUGUUUUUGUAACAUGGGCGCUUAGUGAUUGAGUCUUGAGAAGUGGUCUAAGGCAGAGAUACGUACAUUCUUUUAUAGCUAUUUUUAAAUGUUACAAAUAUACAAAACAUGCUAAUCUUGUAUUGCAUUAUUUGGAAUUAAUAUUUCAAUUUAAAGAGAAUUAUGAAAGUAGAAAAGGGCCUUUUUUUCAGCUGGUGUUUACAAUAGCCACAACUAGCCAUUUAAACUUUUUACUGGAUUCCUAUUCCACUCUUUUCACUGUUUCUGUUGUUUACGAUUGUGUGCUUUGUUAUUCUGUUAUUAUUUUAUAAAAUUGAUUCUAUUAACGUAUAGUGGAUAUGAUAUGAUUUCCAUCAAACAACAAAACAAAAGGUACAUUUGUAAAUCAGAGUUAAUCAUUUCCAUUUUCAGCCAUUUUAUUUCAUACACAAAUGAUUUCUAGAAAAGAAGUUUAAGUUUCAGGUUAAAUAACUUGUCAACAAACACCAAAGCAUUUUAUUCUAAUGAAUCUUUUCUAAAGUUUUAUUUUCACUGCUCAGAUUUGUUUGGAAGUAACUGAUGCCCUCAAGAUAAAUUUUGAGAACAUUUGGGAGAACCUUUAACCCGGGUUUCUUUGACAGAGCAAACAUCCAAUUCCUAAAAUGAUCUUCAAUGAGCUCUUAAUUCCAACCAUUUUUAUUAAAAGAAGUUUUACAUUACAAUUGUUUCUGUUUUUUAGAUUGAAAUUGUGUACUUGGCUAUGUACAGUAAAUGCCACACGCGGUUAUUUAUCCAUUAAAUCACCACAAUUCUAUUUGAA